CGUCUGUUUUAUUUUAAUCCUAAAUUCCCGGUACCGGAGCCAUGUUGGCAUCCACACAGCUAAGCUAAGCUAAAACAAACGUAUAUUAGCGAAACGCAAAAGCAGGCUGCCCUGCAUUGAAAUAACAACAUUAAUAAACAACAACAACAAAAUCGUUCUCGCGCAUCCUAAUAACAGACACCUGUAAAUGCACGAGCUCCGGAUGAAAGAAGGGAAUCAUGUUAUCCAAACAAAAGGAGCGCGUUAUCCAUCCUGAAGGCCUAACGUUAAGUGUCGCAAAGACAGGCUGGCUGCUCGCUUUCCGUUUCCCCGGGCUGGCUCGAGACAACUUUCUCCGCGUGAAUAUCCCGACGUAACCUUCCGCGUUUUCUCCGCGCGCGGACACACGCACUCGACCGGAGAGAGAGGGAAAAAAAGGGACAAUGCGCGUGAGAGAUGAGGGGGCACGCGGCGCUGUUUACACACACACACACACACACAGAUACCACUCACGCGCUUCCGCUCACUACUAGUACCACCUGGUUACCAGGGCAGCACUACUAACUAGUUGCCUGCGCAAUUAUGGGAUGGAUUGCCAUGGCAACAGACCAGACGUCACGAGCUGGAGCUGGGCAUGUGUGUUCCAUUUUCGUCUCUUAUUUUCAGAGCGGAGGAUUUUUGGAUAGAGGAGGAAGAGGGAAAGAAAACACCGGAGCGACUCCAGACCUCCAGAGCGUUUUUGUGCUUUUUAGUUAAAAAAAAAUAAAUAAAAAAAUCCUCACCAUCAGCUGUCCCCCUUUAAAAAAAUCUUCAUCUUGUCCUUAAAAAAGGCGUUGCUUAAUCGGGAGUUUGCACGACUUUUCUUUCUUUCUUUUCUUUUUCUUUUUUUUUAAACCUCCUCCUGGACGCACGGAUGUAAUUUUUGUGCGUGAGGGCGCGCGCGCGCGUGUGUGUGUGUGUGUGCGUGUGUGUGUAUGUGUGUGCGUGUGUUAUGCGGUGAAGAUGCCCGGAUCGCUGAGCAACGAGGAAGAGGGCCAAGACGAUUUGGAUUUUGAAGACGACGUGCCAGACGAGGAUGAGGAGACCGAACACGUCCGCGUGCCGCUCUCGCCUCUGGAGCGCUUCUUCUCAGACGACGACUCGAUCAAGCAGAAGAAGAAGAAACCCAGCAAGCAGAAGGAGGGCAGGAUGCCUAAAGUGAAAAAGAAGAAGAAGGAGGGUUGCUCCAGCGAGCACGAGGCUGUAUCGGACAGGGAGGACCAGCGCUCCGGGAGCGAGAGCAGCAGCUACGGCAUGCUGAAGAAGAAAAAGAAGAAGCCCAGAGAAAAGAAGGAGAAGAAGGGCAAAUGGAGGAAGAAGGACGACGAUGACGACGACGACGACGACGAUGGAAAUAUGAAGGAACCCAAAUCUUCGAGUCAGCUAAUGGAGGAGUGGGGUCUCGAGGACGUCCAGUACGCCUUCUCCGAGGACGAUUACAAAACCAUAACCAACUACAAGGCCUUCAGCCAGUUCCUCAGGCCUCUCAUCGCCAAGAAAAACCCCAAGAUCCCGAUGUCCAAGAUGAUGACAGUGUUAGGCGCUAAAUGGCGCGAAUUCAGUGCCAACAACCCGUUUAAAGGCAGUUCGGCGACGGCUGUAGCCGCUGCAGUGGCUGCCGCCGUGGAAACAGUCAACAUCACGCCUUCGAUCUCCAUCAGCAGCGUUCAGCAGCUCUCUCCAAUGGGGCAGGUCAAAAAAGCCAAAACCAAAGAGGGCAAGGGGCCGAGCGCAAGGAAGAAGAGCAAGCAGCCAAAGGACACGAAAAAGAAAGCAAAAGCCAAGAAGCCCAAAUUGAAAGCAGGCCAGAGCAGCAAGAGGAAAAAAGCCUCCUCUAGCGAAGACGAUUUCUUAGACGACUUCUCCGACUUCGAUGACAUCAGCAUCCACAGUGCCUCCGUUCGCUCCGACGCCUCGGGGGUGCCCAAGAAGAAAACGAGACGAGGACGCAAAAAGAGGAAAAGAGAAGACGGAGACGGCUACGAGACGGACCAUCAGGACUAUUGUGAGGUGUGUCAGCAGGGCGGUGAGAUCAUUCUGUGUGACACCUGCCCCCGAGCCUAUCACCUUGUGUGUCUCGAGCCUGAGCUGGAGAAGGCCCCCGAGGGUAGAUGGAGCUGCCCUCACUGUGAGAAGGAGGGAAUUCAGUGGGAAGCAAAGGACGAUGACGAGGAGGAAGAGGACCCUGCAGGAGAGGAAGAGGACGACCACAUGGAGUUCUGUCGAGUGUGUAAAGACGGCGGAGAGCUGCUAUGCUGUGACACGUGUCCUUCCUCCUACCACAUCCACUGCCUGAACCCGCCUCUGCCCGAGAUACCCAACGGAGAGUGGCUGUGCCCACGGUGCAUGUGCCCCCCUCUUAAAGGGAAAGUCCAGAAGAUUCUGCACUGGAUGUGGGGGGAUCCGCCUUUACCCCCCGAGCCUCUCUCCACUCAGGAUGGUAAAAAGGAGGACAUACCGGUCAAACCUCCGCUAAAGGGUCGUCCCGAGAGGCUGCUGUUCGUGAAGUGGGCGGGGCUGUCCUACUGGCACUGUUCCUGGGUCAGCGAGCUACAGUUGGAGCUCUAUCACACGGUCAUGUACAGGAAUUACCAGCGGAAGAACGACAUGGACGAGCCGCCACCCUUCGACUACGGCUCGGGUGAAGAGGAGCUUAACAACGAGAAGAGGAAGAGCAAAGACCCACAGUAUGCCGCUAUGGAGGAGCGUUUCUAUCGCUAUGGGAUCAAACCCGAAUGGCUAAUCAUCCACCGGAUCCUCAAUCACAGUUUUGACAAAGACGGAGACGUUCACUACCUGAUCAAAUGGAGAGAUUUACCGUACGACCAGUGCACCUGGGAGAUCGACGACUUCGACAUCCCCGAAUAUGAGAGUUUUAAACAGGCCUACUGGGACCACCGGGAGCAAAUGCUAGGUGAAGACCAUCGUCCCCUAGUGGUGAGAAAAGGAAAGAGCCUGAAAGAGGAAGUGAAGAGGAGAGAUGCUCCUCCUGAAACUCCGGUUGUGGACCCCACAGUUAAAUUUGAGCAGCAGCCGUGGUACAUCGAUGCUACAGGAGGAACUCUGCACCCGUACCAGCUGGAGGGUCUGAACUGGUUGCGUUUCUCCUGGGCACAGGGAACCGAUACCAUCCUGGCUGAUGAGAUGGGACUGGGCAAGACGGUGCAGACGAUAGUGUUCCUGUACUCGCUCUAUAAAGAGGGUCACUCUAAAGGCCCGUUCCUGGUCAGCGCUCCAUUGUCCACCAUCAUUAACUGGGAGCGAGAAUUUGAGAUGUGGGCUCCGGAAUUUUACGUGGUGACAUACACGGGCGAUAAAGACAGCCGGGCGGUGAUACGGGAGAACGAGUUCACGUUCGAGGACAGCGCUGUCAAAUCAGGCCGCAAAGUUUUCCGCAUGAAGAAAGACACACCUGUGAAGUUCCAUGUGCUGUUGACCUCGUAUGAAUUGAUCACCAUCGAUCAGGCCAUUCUGGGCUCCAUCACUUGGGCAUGUUUGGUCGUGGAUGAAGCCCAUAGACUGAAGAAUAACCAGUCUAAGUUUUUCAGAAUUCUGAAUGGCUAUAAGAUUUACUACAAGCUGCUCCUGACCGGUACGCCUCUACAGAACAAUCUGGAAGAGUUAUUCCACCUGCUGAACUUCCUCACUCCAGAGCGCUUCAAUAAUCUGGAGGGAUUUCUCGAGGAGUUUGCUGACAUUUCUAAAGAAGAUCAGAUUAAGAAGCUGCAUGACCUGUUGGGACCUCACAUGCUGCGGAGGCUGAAGGCCGAUGUCUUCAAGAACAUGCCAGCAAAAACCGAGCUAAUUGUGCGCGUGGAGCUCAGCCCUAUGCAGAAAAAAUACUACAAGUUCAUCCUCACGCGAAACUUUGAAGCUCUGAACUCUAAAGGAGGCGGAAACCAGGUUUCACUUCUCAACAUCAUGAUGGACCUGAAGAAAUGCUGCAACCACCCGUACCUGUUCCCUGUGGCGGCUGUGGAGGCCCCUGUGUUACCAAACGGGUCCUACGAUGGGAACCUGCUGGUGAAGUCCUCAGGGAAACUCACUCUGCUUCAGAAAAUGCUCAAGAAGCUCAAAGACGACGGACAUCGCGUCCUUAUUUUCUCCCAGAUGACGAAGAUGCUGGACCUGUUAGAAGACUUCCUGGAGUUCGAAGGCUAUAAAUACGAGCGUAUCGAUGGUGGGAUAACUGGAGGACUGCGGCAGGAGGCCAUUGAUCGCUUCAAUGCACCGGGAGCGCAGCAGUUCUGUUUCCUGCUGUCCACUCGUGCUGGGGGAUUGGGAAUCAAUCUGGCAACCGCUGAUACUGUCAUCAUCUACGACUCUGACUGGAACCCACAUAAUGACAUUCAGGCGUUCAGCCGAGCACAUCGUAUUGGACAGAAUAAGAAAGUGAUGAUCUAUCGCUUUGUGACACGGGCAUCAGUGGAGGAGCGGAUUACCCAGGUGGCCAAGCGCAAGAUGAUGCUCACACAUCUGGUGGUGCGUCCGGGCCUGGGCUCCAAAACAGGAUCCAUGUCCAAGCAGGAGCUGGAUGACAUCCUGAAGUUCGGCACAGAGGAGCUCUUUAAAGACGACGUGGAAGCCAUCGGUGACAGUAAGGACGGAGAGGAAGGCAGUGUGAUCCACUACGAUGACAACGCCAUCUCCAAGCUGCUGGACCGCAGUCAGGAUGCCACCGAGGACACUGAGAUCCAGAACAUGAACGAGUACCUCAGCUCCUUCAAGGUGGCUCAGUAUGUGGUGCGGGAGGAGGAUGGAGAGGAGGAGGUGCAGAGGGAGAUCAUUAAACAGGAGGAGAAUGUGGAUCCUGACUACUGGGAGAAACUCCUGCGGCAUCAUUACGAGCAGCAGCAGGAGGAUCUGGCACGCAAUCUGGGGAAGGGCAAGCGCAUCCGCAAGCAGGUCAACUACAACGACACGUCUCAGGAGGACCAAGAAUGGCAGGACGAUCUUUCAGACAAUCAGUCCGAAUACUCAGUCGGAUCUGAGGAUGAGGAUGAAGAUUUCGAGGAGAGACCUGAAGGGGGACGGCGACAGUCUCGCAGGCAGCUGAAGAGCGACCGGGACAAACCGCUGCCUCCACUGCUGGCUAGAGUAGGAGGAAACAUAGAGGUACUUGGUUUUAAUGCGCGUCAGCGAAAGGCCUUCCUGAACGCCAUCAUGCGCUGGGGUAUGCCUCCUCAAGACGCCUUCAACUCGCACUGGCUGGUCCGAGACCUGAAGGGGAAAAGCGAAAAAGAGUUCCGAGCGUACGUGUCGCUGUUCAUGAGACACCUGUGCGAGCCUGGAGCAGACGGAGCGGAGACGUUUGCGGACGGCGUGCCGAGGGAGGGCCUGUCCCGACAACACGUCCUCACCCGGAUUGGAGUCAUGUCUCUCGUGAGGAAAAAGGUGCAGGAGUUUGAGCAUGUGAAUGGCAAAUACAGCACUCCAGAUAUGAUUCCUGCAGGUCUGGAGCUGAAAAAGCUCACAGAGAGUCUCUCUUCAGACCCAAACACUCCUGUACCAGCCAGUCCUGCUCCGACUCAGCCCAGCACCCCGGUACCGUCAGACAAACCUGAGAGCGGUCCCGUUCCCCCGGAAGAUAAAGACAGCACUGAACACGAGAGCUCGAAAACGGCCGAGUCUGAGCAAUCCUGUCUGCCUUCUCAGACAUCCAAAGAAUCCGAAUGUUAUCCUGACAAGACGAGUGAGAGUGAAGAACUGAAAAGAGGUGGCGCUGAGCAGAAGUCAAACGAAGAGAGCGAGAAGAAAGACGACUCACCCGCCGAAUCGGAGCCCUCGGCCAAUCAAACGCAGCCAAUAUCUAAGCAGAACGAGCAGUCCGCCAAUCAGACGCCACCUAUAGGACAACAAAGUAAAGAUAUAGAGAACACAGCUGAGAAAAUGGAAAAAGACGCUUCUGCUGCCGUGAAGUUGGAGGACAAAGAACCAAAACAAGGUUACAAAGCUGCUCCCCAUGAACCCAAAUCUGAGGACGCCAUUGAGAGUCAGCUGAAUGGAGAGAAAGAAGCGAGGGACGAGGUGGACGAUGGCCAAAAAGACGAAAAGAAUGGCGCUAAGGCACGCUUCAUGUUCAACAUCGCAGAUGGCGGCUUUACAGAGCUGCACACUCUGUGGCAGAAUGAAGAACGUGUCGCUGUGUCGUCCGGUAAGAUGUAUGACAUCUGGCACCGGCGCCAUGACUACUGGCUUUUGGCCGGCAUCGUAACUCACGGCUAUGCCCGCUGGCAGGACAUCCAGAACGACCCACGCUAUGCCAUCCUCAACGAGCCCUUCAAGACUGAGAUGAACAAAGGCAACUACCUGGAGAUGAAGAACAAGUUCCUGGCACGGAGGUUCAAGCUGUUGGAGCAGGCCCUGGUGAUUGAAGAGCAGUUAAGGCGGGCAGCUUACCUGAACAUGACGCAGGACUCCACACACCCAGCCAUGGCGCUUAACACGCGUUUCGCCGAGGUCGAGUGUCUGGCUGAGUCGCACCAGCACCUUUCCAAAGAGUCUCUGGCUGGAAAUAAGCCGGCGAAUGCCGUCCUACACAAAGUGCUGAAUCAACUGGAAGAACUGCUGAGCGAUAUGAAAGCGGACGUGACGAGGCUGCCGUCCAUGCUCUCCCGCAUCCCUCCUGUAUCCGCUCGACUCCACAUGUCUGAGAGAAGCAUCCUGAGCCGUCUCACCAACCGUGAGCCUCAACCCCAGCAGCCUUUUCCACAGGGAGCUUUUGCCUGUUCUUCAAUGUACAGUAACAGUUUCGGAGGAGGAUUUCGAGGUCCUGCUGGAGCUGCCAUGGUUAACUACAGCCAGAUGCCCCUGGGGCCGUACGUUAGUGUGUCCUCGAACGGUCCUCCAGCACCCAGCAGCCACAUGGACAAGAAAUCCAGUGAGGUUUUGAGAGACGUGUCUCCAUCUGACCUCAAAUCCAGCAAACCCUCAGACGUCAUUUGCAUCGAGGACUAGCCCUCAUCUUAAUCAUCUCUCUCUCUCUCUCUCUCUCGCUCUCUCUCUGUCUCUCUCACUAUCACUAUCUCUCUCUCUCUCUCUCUCGUAGAUCAAAUUUGAACAUUAUUCUGGAACAUUCCUCCCAUCAUACAGAUAAAACAAAUCUUAUGAAUUGCACUUUUGUCUUGAAGCGUGUGCGCUUGUGAGUUGAUCAGUAUUCUCCUGCUUCUAUUUUUUUUUUAAUUUACCACGGUCGAUGGAGAGAUAUCCGAGGACAGUGCGUGACAAGGAUGUUCUCUUCCUCUUACGGAUCUUUGAAAUCUGUCAUUCUGAGACAUUUCUUGGAGCCCCUUCCCCGCCCCCCACCACCAGAGUCUUUUACUGGUGCUUGAAUGUGGUGCGACAUCUAGAGUUUCUUCUUGUGUACUGCAUCCGGAUGGAGGAAGAUGGUCAUAUGACCCAAAUGCUAGUUAUGGAUUAUGCUGCUUGCAACGCGCUGUAUAGUGGUUAAAGGCAUUUUGGAGAUGAUGGGAUAUAAAAUGGAUAUAACCCCCAUUUUAUGUGCACUAUCACAGUCUCUGAGUGCAUCAUAAGAAUUAUUCAGCCAUAACCUGGAAUUAUUAACGUGUUACAUGCAGUCCUGUCAGGCUUUUUAUUGUUUUUCCUUAACAACGGCAAAUAAAUGAAAUUGUGCUUGAUGAUAUGAACAUGUCUGCUCAUGAACAAGGACCCUGACAGGCACUGAGUUUCUUAUCCAUUAAUUAUGAAAUAGCUGCAGCACUUUUUGUCAUAUUUAAGGAUUUCAGCUCCCUGGUAACACUGGUUCUGCAGUAUUAUGAGUGUGUAUUAUAACAGUAAUGGAUUUGUUUCUCUGUACUUGACUGUACAAGUGUAUCAAGUGUUGAAUUAAGCUGGGGUCGUAUUACAGAAAAACAGAAAAUCCUAUGUUAGGAUCUGAGAUAAGGUUCAGGUUUGCCCCCCCCAACUUAGAAUUUAGGAAUAUCUCAUUUUAUCUCAAAUGACAAAAUAAAGUAUUCAAUAAUCAAUUGUUAUGUCUACUACUAAUGCUGCGUUAAUGAAAAGUGGGAACUUUCCUCAGUUUUCUUCCUCCUUUCCACCUUUCAUGCCGUCUCAACUGUUAAGUAUAUCUAUAAAUGUAACAAUAAAUGAUAAAAAAAAGUAUGAUGUUUCAUUCUUUAAUAAAUACAAUGUCAUUGUUGGCAAAUAGCUGUGGAAAUCAAACAUACGCUAUAGGAUUAUUUUCCUAUAUCUUCAUGACUUCAAGUGUUUUAAUUCCUUACAAACUUCAAAAGUAGGACCUUUCUGUAAUACGGCCCCUGAAAUCAUCUUGAAAAUCAUCGGGAAGUGAUGUAUGGUAUGUUUACUUUUAUAAUUUUCACAAUAUUCCUUUUAAUCCAAAGUUUAUAGCCUUGUUGCAAUCUUUGGGCAGAAAAUUUGAAAGCAUACAUUAUAUACAUUAUGUUUUCUCCAAAGGCCAAUACCUGCUUGGCUUCACUACUACUUUUUGGUCUACAGUCAUAGGCCACAGAAUCGAUUUUGCUGCCAUGGAAGGUGUGGAAGUGGACUGUUUUGUGUUUACAUUUUAAAUGUGUGUUUUUAGUAAAAGCAUUGAAUGUGAAGCUCAUCGGGAUGUGUCAAAAGACAUCUGGUAAUUUAAACACAAGCGAAACCUCAUUUCAUUCCCGACAUCCUCAUGCAGUGUGACGGCUUUUCUUACUCGAAUAGAGGUUUUCAGUUUGUUCUUCUGCCAUUAACUUAAACGCUAAAGCCUCUCAUCACAACACACGUUGUAGUGUCAGUACUUGAAUGGUGUUAAUAUUUGUUUGUGGGGGGUUGCAAAACGGUUUAGUGUUCAUACGUACGCACAGCGCAAAACCUCAACUAAUCCACUUAAGUAAAUAAAGAGAGGCUCAAAAUCCAGUGCAUAACCAUUUUAAAUAAUAAUGGAAUAAUGGAACUUCAACUUUUUGUCAUCAAGAUGACUGUAUGUACUUUCAGUUAUACGAUCACGCGUUUGUACCAUUUUUGUUUCUAUUAUCGUAGUGCAGAUAUUGAGCUCCGGUUAAAUGCAAUCAAACUGAAGCUAAUAUGAAUGUAACGAAUUUUGAAAAAGCUUCAGUCUAAUACUAGACGUGUUUUCAUUCCUGUACACUAGGCUUCAAAAGCUACCAGAAGGCUAUAGUUGGUAAAGACACUUUUAGCUUGUUUCCAUCCAAAAACCUAGCAAGUGGGAAAAGAAGUGGAAAAUAUGACUUGUGAAAAAUAAACACGUGCAAAAUUCCUUUCACUAGACAAAAAUAAAGAGAGUAAAUGAACAAAUUCAUAACAUGUGAC
Ictalurus furcatus (blue catfish) is the source of this 9312-nucleotide messenger RNA. It is a transcript of the gene chd5, whose product is annotated as chromodomain helicase DNA binding protein 5. The transcript is spliced from 40 exons. Lineage: Eukaryota; Metazoa; Chordata; Actinopteri; Siluriformes; Ictaluridae. The record is from RefSeq and is a predicted model, not a curated record. Gene Ontology annotation, cellular component: nucleus; NuRD complex; chromatin. Gene Ontology annotation, biological process: chromatin remodeling; negative regulation of transcription by RNA polymerase II. Gene Ontology annotation, molecular function: ATP hydrolysis activity; ATP-dependent chromatin remodeler activity; ATP binding. Bases 982 to 6975 code for a protein of 1997 amino acids.